Messenger RNA from Chaetomium globosum CBS 148.51, 2922 nucleotides. RefSeq lists its product as uncharacterized. The record is from RefSeq and is a predicted model, not a curated record. Bases 1 to 2922 code for a protein of 973 amino acids. Gene Ontology annotation, molecular function: ubiquitin conjugating enzyme activity. Lineage: Eukaryota; Fungi; Ascomycota; Sordariomycetes; Sordariales; Chaetomiaceae. The transcript is spliced from 6 exons.
AUGGUGAAGCGAGGUCAUAACUCGCUAGACGAGACGUCACAGGGCUCUCGUGGGCCGAAACAGCAGCGCUUGAUGACGACAACAAAUGGAGCCCAAGAUGGGACGGCGGGGGUCUCGACUCUUCCGGCUAUUUCUCCUUCAGCGCAUCAUCCGGCCCCAGCCAACACCGCCGCCGGAAUCAUUGAAAACCAAGGCUCCAUAAGCAAUCCCAUCGACCUCACAAAAUCCCCAAGUCCUCCGCCCUGUCUGCCAGACGGACCGAUCGACUCGUCGAUACAGAUAAGCCAGGCCACCAGCACCAUCCCUAGCGCUGGCCGUAAACCCUUUCGUCAACGUGCCGUCGCCACAUUCAACCGCGUGAGAAUGAACGCAGCACAAACCACCCAGAUUGAAAAUGACCGGCGGACGGCCGAGGUUUUGCAGCAACGGUUGUAUGCCGAGAAUGAAGUCUCCCCGGGUCAAGAUCAGUCUAUCCAGCCCCCUCGAGCUCCCAGGGUAUUCGUUCCCGCCGAUCCGCUGGUUGAUUUUCGAAAUCGACUUCGUCUCUGCCGAUGCACUCGGUGUCGGACGGCUAUCACCAUCAAGGGUGCCACUCUCAUUCAAAGGACCGGGGAGAUGCUGAAACAAAGUCGCACGGGCUAUGGCGACAACGACUGGGAUUGGAAACAGCAGAUGAAUCUUGCUAAACCCCAGGCCUGGAAAAAUGCCAAUGACGAAACAGGCGACUUGACACUCUAUUUCCAGGCCCUGUCGUUGCUUUUGCCCUCUCCUAGCAAGGAGGCACCGACGCCCUUCGAUCGAGAGCCCCAACCGCUAAUCUCAGAAAUGAUUCAGAGAAGCCCAAUCAUGGCACGCGCCUCUGAAUUGCUGAGACAUGGCGCGAUCGAAGAGAUCAACCAGCGCUGUCGCCCGAUCGCGGUGGUUCUCGACUUUAUGGAAGCCCUCGCCGGUCACGAGAGUACUUGUUCACUCCUGUUUCACCCGAGGAUCCUUUACCCAGCGGUGGAACAGCUUCCUCAAAUUGUUCUUACCGGUUCCAGGACGCAGAAGCUACAGAGUACCGGGGCCAGCAAAUACGAAACGUCGGAAUCUCUGGCCGCCGUUGCCGAGCAGCUGGCGAUCCCAGCCCGCAAGUUUGUGGAAGCAUCGCGCCGAGUCGGAAGUCUCGAUGCAGAAUAUGAGAAGGGGGAAUCGCUUAUAGUUCUAAAGAGGAUCUGCAGCAUCGCCGACAGCCUUGGGGAUCUUCGUGCCCAACUAGCGAUUAGCACCCCCCAGAAGUCUUCUUCGCCGCCGCCGCCUUGCCGCCCAACAGCCAAUGUCAUGACGCGCAGUGCACGCGCUAAUGCCGCCAAAGAAGCUGAAAUCAAGGCCCUCAAGGUGGCCUCGAACACGUCAUCCGAGUGGCACCGCGAAAACUGUCUCAAGGGGGUUUCGGACGACAUAAUGCUAAAUAGCUUCCACUUUGCCGCCGCCGCAAAGAAGGCAGGGGAAUCAAAGCCAGCGGCAGGCCGGAUGAGAAAGCUCCUGGCGCAGGUGUUAUCCCUGAGUACCGACUUGCCUGAUGGCAUCUACGUCCGGCACGGUGAAAGCCGCAUGGACGUGAUGAAGGUCUUGGUCGUUGGCCCACCUGACACGCCUUACGAGCACGGCCUGUUUGAAUUUGACUUGUUCUGUGGCCCCGAGUUUCCGAAACGCCCACCUGAAAUGUUCUUCCGGACAACAGGUGGCGGCACGGCGCGGUUCAACCCCAACCUGUACGUGAAUGGGAAGAGAACCUGGCGGGGCCAGCCGUGGGAUCCGAACCGGUCGACCCUGUUGCAGCUUUUGGUUUCAAUCCAGGCCAUGAUCUUCAAUGACCUGCCCUAUUACAAUGAGCCGGGCUACGAGCUGCGUAGUGACCACGCUGCUGCCCAAGCGUACAACAGGACUGUCGAGCGUUUAACAGUCCAGUACGCCAUCAUACCUUGGCUCGCCAACCGCCUGGUCGCCUCAAUCAAACCCGCCCAAACAACGGACGCAUCUCCGGCAAACAAGCAGGUACAUGGCAACCCUACGGGCGCAACGGUAAACCAAUCCCAGACAAAUCAGCCGCCGCCCUUGGCCGCAGUCACACACUCCGCCGCCGGUAUGAACCUAGGGGAGUACGAUGUGCCUGCGUCUGGGGACGCGGAGCAUGACGUAUCGGCCCCCGUGGUGCCUCCAGCAACCCCGGGUUCUCAGCCGGCUCCUGGCGGUGAUGACCCUAUCUUUGGCGCCGUUGCCCGCGAGCACUUCAGAGCCAAGGCUAGCGCAAUCGUUACAACGGUGCAAAAGUGGGAAAAGCUGUCUACAACCGGCGCGGGGAUGUUGGUCCCCAUGACCCAGGGCCUCGAGAACCUGCUGGAUCGGCAUGGACUUGGCUGGGGGCGAUUCCCGACACACGGUCGGCAUUUGAGCAGUUCCAAGAGAAGUGGAAGGCAUAUACGGCAAAACUCUGGUCCCCCGAAACUCCACACCUCGAAAUCCCCCCUUCAGCCGGAAGGCCAGGUGCACCACGGCCCCUGGCUUCAUCCCUCCCACGAUCCAUUCGCCGUGUCCCCCCAAGUCCCAUCCGCGCAGCAACCCGAGCUUCUUCCCGCGCCCCUGAUUGUCCCGACGCCACAACCGCCACCUGGGUAUCAGUUUCAGGCUCAUCCGUCAUUCCAGGCUGCCCAAGCAGAAAACGCCCAGAGAUAUGGGCCGGUGCAGUCGCCACCACCGCAACUACCCCCACAGCCGAAGUUCGAGCCCAUGGAUUUUGGUCCCACCGGGCCAGAGGACACCGCCACCGCGCCAGAGGCUGUCGGGCCAGAGUACAUGUGGUUAGAGGAUACCGGGGUUGAUGACCCGGGAGAGUACCUGUGGGUAGAGGAGACCGGGGCAGAGGACCUCGGGACACAGUAG